This is a messenger RNA of Linum trigynum, 1713 nucleotides long. The record is from the annotation of a GenBank genome assembly. NCBI's taxonomy places the organism in Eukaryota, Viridiplantae, Streptophyta, Magnoliopsida, Malpighiales, Linaceae.
AACUAGCUAAAACCCAUUUUGUAGAGCACAUUGAUAACAAGAAAAAUCGAUCAAAUGCCCAAGUUAGAGAUUCCAGUAGCAACAAUAUUAGCCAUAUCCUUCUUACUAGCGCUGCAACCAUGUUGCCAAGCCUCCAUGCCUCAAUAUCAACCACCUCCAUUAUUAUGUCGUCCUCAUCAGAGUAACGCAUUGAUGCAGUUCAAGAAGUCCUUCUCCUCCUCCCUCGUAGACGGCGGCCAUGACAAGAUGGCGUCGUGGAACGAGGGAACGGACUGUUGCUCGUGGGAAGGUGUUACUUGCGACUCCUCGACCGGUCGUGUCGUGGACCUCGACAUCAGCUGUCAGCAGAUGGAUGGAUCAUCCCCUCCCGAUUUUCGAUACUGUCGCCAAUUCCAGAGUACUCUGCCUCAUAACAAUUUCAUCUCCCAGUACUUCCCCCACCUCUGGGGGCUCAAUCUGGCCUACAAUCACUUCAAUGGCUCCACAAUUCCCUCCGAUAUCGUCAAACUAACCGAGUUGACUCGUCUUAAUCUCUCCCAUACUGGAUUUUCCGGCAAAAUCCCGUCCGAGUUCAGUCAUCUCAAAAAACUCGUUUCACUCUAUCUUUCCUUCAACCAGGUCGCCUUCAACGGAGAUGAAGAUUACUCCAACGUGCUCGCGAACGCCACGAAUCUGAGCGAGUUGUGGCUUCAGGAGGUGAAUAUGUCAAACAUCAAACCUUCCUCCUUCUCCAACUUAUCGCAUUCCAUGAAGCAUCUCGAUGUUUCCGACUGUGGACUAGCAGGGAAGUUUCCAGAGAGCGUCUUUCGUCUUCCACACAUGGAAUCGAUACGUCUCAAACGGAACAAAGAGUUCUUGGUUCAGCUUCCACGAUCAAACUGGUCAGCUGCCUCACUCAAGGUAUUAGAAGUUUCCUCGACGAAUUGUUUUGGAAAAUUUUUGCCCGAUUCGAUUGGAAAUCUCAAGUCCUUGAGCGUUUUGAGCCUAGAUGAUAACUUUCUCAAUGGGACCAUACCAUCAUGGUUGUUAGCCCUACCAUCCAUGGAAAUAUUGGGCCUAAGUUAUAACCAACUCACCGGAGAAAUCCCAGAAAUCCGAUCGAGUUCCUUGAGAUAUCUCUAUCUAGAUCACAACCGAUUAUCCGGCCUUGCACCAACAAGCUCAACGACACUCAAGCGUUGGAAUCUCCAAUGGAUGGACCUCAGUUCGAACGAGUUAUCGGGGAUCAUGCUGAACUACAUCUGCUACCUCGCUUCGCUUAUGGUCAUCGACUUGUCCAACAACAACUUGAGUGGCAGCAUUCCUGAGUGUCUGUUCAACCUCACCGAAUUGUCGGUCUUGAAUCUGAGGACCAACAACUUCCACGGCCCGAUUCCAUCGUCGGUGUUUGGUAAUAUGAGCAAGCUAACACACGUGGACUUGAACGGGAACAAAUUGGGAGGGUCACUGCCACAAUCACUGGCGACUUGCAAGAUGUUAGAAGUAUUGGAUGUCGGGAACAACAACGUUGAUUGUAGAAAACGAUAAAUCGAACACACGACACAAGAAUUUACGUGGUUUCCUCGUUCAAUUUGAACGAGAUUAUUCCACGGAGAACUCACGUUCUCAGGAUUUUGUUAUUUGAUGAUGAUUCUCGAGAGUUAGGGUUUGCGGCGGCAAAGCCCUUUCUUAAGUACUGCCAUCCUCGUACAACAAUUAACCCGAGGAUUGGCU